GCCGCCUUCCGCCUGCUCGAGAUGGUGGGCAAGGUGACCAAGGUGCGGGUGGAGGUGGUGCCCUGGACGCGGGUGUCCUGGGAGUGGCAGCGCAAGUACGACGGCGGCAGCGGGGAGACGAUGCGCGUGCGCCGCGAGCAGUGGCACAUUGGGAAGGGAAAAGAAGACACGAUCUGUCCGUUUAUGAAAGACCUGCAACUGGCCACGAUGGGACCCGCGCUGUCCGAGACGGAUCAGGAAUUCCAACACUUUUUGGCCAACUUGACCGAUGACUUCGUCUUCGGAAAGAGUGCGCAGCACUGCGAGUUCUGCAGCCAGUUCGUGGGCGGGGGCAAGAGUGUCUUGAAGCGCCACGAACAGGGAUGCUUUCAUAAUCCCAACCGAGAUACCGAAAGUGACCGGUGCGUCCAUUGCGGCGAAGUGUUCGUGGUGAAUCCAACGUCGCAGACGAUGUGGAAAAAGAGCCGGCUGCAGCACCUCGGCUGCUGUUCAAAAAAUCCUGACCAAGCGCAGGAUCUAGAGCGAAGCCGCAAAAAGCAAAAAACGGGCCCACGAGUGCGGUUCGACACGGGGUUUGCAAACGACAUUGACUGGGACACGAGGAACGGUGAUAGAAAUGGUCUAGACGAGCCUUUCUUCCACCUGAACGAAGCUUUGUGAGCUUUACAAAAUUCUUGAUGAAUACUUUUGAUGUGCUGGCGGAGCUUUUCACUUUCGGGUCGUGACGUAAGUAUUUGACUAUGUAUUCGUGUACUUCUACAUCUAGUUGAAGUUCUUCA
Messenger RNA from Amoebophrya sp. A120, 779 nucleotides. The record is from the annotation of a GenBank genome assembly. NCBI's taxonomy places the organism in Eukaryota, Dinophyceae, Syndiniales, Amoebophryaceae.